AUGGGUAGACUUGAGCCCCGAAGUGCUGUUCGCAUGCAAACUGUCCAGUGUACGAUAAUUGCGUUGUUCAUCCUGUUCGACUUUGUAGCAGCAGAUGAUAGAUUCGUUGUAAUGUCCGUCAUUGUUUACAGCACUCUGUCUGGGUCUGCAUUCUUGAUACUUCUUAUUGUCAGCUCCGGAGUUCCCCGUGCGAGUUAA
Aureobasidium subglaciale EXF-2481 is the source of this 198-nucleotide messenger RNA. RefSeq lists its product as uncharacterized. Lineage: Eukaryota; Fungi; Ascomycota; Dothideomycetes; Dothideales; Saccotheciaceae. The coding region runs from base 1 to 198 and encodes 65 amino acids. The record is from RefSeq and is a predicted model, not a curated record. The transcript has 2 exons.